UGCAAAAAAUGAAAAUAAAAAUAAGGGAAAAUAUAUAGAUAAUAGCAUCCUUAAAAACACAAGAGAGAAAUUCCGUUCUCUUUCGUUACACGCAAUUUGACCGUGAGAGAGAGAAAGAAAAUAACAAAAUUCUUUUCCACACGAACAUAUUAAUUUAACACACAGACAACACUAGGGAAGAAAAAAGCAAAAAGAUAUACUGAAGGUAUUAAUAGAACUGGACACGAAAAGUAACGUUUCUAAGCACACGUUCUCGGACCCUCAGCCCAUGGGGAGGUGAUAUACAGGAAUUCUAUUAUACGGAGGUAUAGUUCAGCAACAGAUCUUGAAGCGAGAUGUUAAAAACAAUAGUUCUCGGUGCCUUUGUCCUGUCUUCGUCCUUCGCUUUUUGGUUGGGCCUCUUCAGACUAAGCUACCACCUCCUAGACAACUACUUUCAGAGGAAAAAAUGGCAAAUGUCACAUCACCACAUCAUGAACAUGUGCGAGGCGAUUGUUUCAGGCGCUCAGGCAAUAGCAUCAUCAGUGUGUGGUGUGGUGGUGGUGUUGUCAUGCUACCACGAUGUGAUGUGGGCUGUCCAUCCUUUGGCUUCGCAGUACGGCUUGGCAGCUUCAAGUUACUUUAUAUAUGAUACUGUUGCUAUGUAUGAGGUCUACUUAUCAAGCUUACCAGAAGUGCCUGAAACUUUCACCAAACGUGUGAAGGGAUUUGUCAAGAGGAGAACUUUACUUGUGCUGCAUCAUGUAGGAGUGUCUGCAUUUCUUUUUCCAGUGUUGGUGUAUCGGAGUGGUAUUGGUGACUUCUUUGUCGGAUGUUUCUUCUGUGUUGAGCUUAGUGGCCCCUUCACAAACAUGAGAGUUAUUCUUAGCAGACUUGGACUGAAAUAUUCAAGGUGGUACUUAGUCAACGGAAUCGCCAUGAUUUUGUCCUUUGCGCUGUGUCGAGUGGUGGUGUUUCCCUAUAUGUACCUAGCAUAUGGGGCACAGUAUGGCCUAAGCAUUUUCGAAGUUGUGAGGAAAAUUCCGCUUCACUGUAAUUUAGGCUGCCUUUUGGUUCUAAUACCUCAGUUGCAUUGGCUGAGGCUCAUGAUACUAGGAGCUCUUAAAAUGUUUUCUGGGAAAAAAUUGUCUGAAGCCGAAGAAAAAAUUGAUUAAACAUAAUGUAUGGUAAUGCAUUUUGCAGGUUAUGCUCUCUGUGUUUUUAGUAUGAAGCAUGCAAGUUAUUGAUUACUGCUAAAAAGGAGCUGUGAAAGAAAAUUCUCAUUGUAAUGAAAAUAUAAAAUUUUUAGUUUAUUAUUAUUUUUUUAUAUUAAAUUCAGAUCAUGUGUUUUGUUCUUUAUCAGUGAGAGCUUUGAAAAUAUCAGGUAUUAUUUAGACUAGUAUUCACAUAAUAACGUUCUACCUCAGUGUGUGCGUGUUGCAGAUUUGUCUUUAUUGUACAAGCUUGUAAAGUAGAUAAAAAAAACAGAACAAAUAUCGAAAUUUAUACUAUGUGAUUUAGGAGUUAAUAGCACAUUAUAACAAACACCAUUGAAUUAAACUGACAUAUUGAAAUUGUAUAUACUUUUGCAAAUUUAAUUUAUUAAACCUGGCAACUCAGUGUAUAAAAAUAUUUUUAUAAAACAUAAAAGUAUUUGUUAAUAACCUUUAUUUAGAAUGGCUGAAAACCAAUAGGUGUUAUAAGAUGAUUAUAUACUUAUAAACAUUUUUGUAAAUAAUUUGUAAAUAUACUACAUGUACAGAUUUUUAAAAAUAAUUUUAUUUGCCUUCCUUUAAUUUAGUAUUAUAGUAAACUAAU
Messenger RNA from Penaeus indicus, 1797 nucleotides. RefSeq names its product TLC domain-containing protein 3A-like. The record is from RefSeq and is a predicted model, not a curated record. Gene Ontology annotation, biological process: lipid homeostasis. The transcript is spliced from 6 exons. Bases 336 to 1154 code for a protein of 272 amino acids. Gene Ontology annotation, cellular component: membrane; endoplasmic reticulum. NCBI's taxonomy places the organism in Eukaryota, Metazoa, Arthropoda, Malacostraca, Decapoda, Penaeidae.